Molecule: messenger RNA, 3910 nt
Organism: Thamnophis elegans (Western terrestrial garter snake)
Lineage: Eukaryota; Metazoa; Chordata; Lepidosauria; Squamata; Natricidae
Gene: ADGRD1
Product: adhesion G protein-coupled receptor D1
Exons: 26
Coding region: 465-3167 (900 amino acids)
Biological process (GO): adenylate cyclase-activating G protein-coupled receptor signaling pathway; cell surface receptor signaling pathway
Cellular component (GO): membrane
Molecular function (GO): G protein-coupled receptor activity
Source: RefSeq, a predicted model, not a curated record
CAAGCCAAAUUCCAUUUCCCCCCAGUGACAUCUGAUCAAAUGAAGACAAAUCUAAAAAAGGCAAAGCCGUUAGCGAAAGUUGGAGAAGAGAAAACCUGCCUCUGUAAUCAUCCCAAGUUUAUUCUCCCCCUUUCCCCCUCCUCUCUUCAUUAUUCCUCUUUCCUUUUUCCUUUUUUCUUCUCCUGGAAUGGAUUUAUCAGCCACGUUUUGAAACUCUUUAAUUCUUAGACCUCAGGGAAGAGUUGGGUUUUGUUUCGAUUUUUUCCCCCCUCUCCUUCCCCCAAACGGAAUGUCGGACGGAAUGGUCUUGUAUGGAUGAUUAGAAAACACCCUUUGAAAAAAACAAGAAGAUGACCAGAUGGUGAUGGAAAACUGGAAGUUUCCUUAUUAAUGAUAUUAUGAUCACCGUGAUCUGAGAUUUCACCCCAGCGUCAUUUUUCUGGUUUGCAACGAGACAAAGGAUCAUGGCAGCUUGGCUGGUGCAACUUUGCUACCUCUUGUUGUGGAUUUUAUUUCAGGUUUACAGAACUCAUACUUGGCUACCAAAACAUCCUGGUUUCCGUGUUCUUGCUCAAGCAUCGCAUUAUUGGCCUCUGGAGACGGUAGAAGGAAUCCACGAAUUAAAGGACACAGACGGAGUGCUAAGAUCCCACAGCUUCACUGUGCUUCAUUACCAUAAUUCUACUUUUGUUUAUACCAAUGAUUCUGCCUACUCUAACUUCUCCGCAACCGUAGAUAUGGUGGAAGGGAUUGUAAACAAAGGUGUCUGUAUCCCAAGCAUCAAGGGGGAAACCUUUCUCCUUUUCGGAAACUCUCAAAACUCUUGCAUUAUUAACCAAGAAUUCUGUGAGCCUGAAGGUGUGACUUUUUCCUUUUUCUGGAAGACUCAAUAUCAGCUGAAGCCUGUCCCAGCAUAUGGGGAUCAGGUGCUUUCUAAGAGAUUUAAAGUCUUCUUCGGUGAACACAAAGGCUCUGUGGAACUCUUCAAUCAUCACACGUCCAAGAAGUGGGCAGCAAGUUUUAUCUCACCAGGUCCUCAUUGGACUCAUGUGCUCUUUACCUGGAAAUCUAAGGAGGGCCUGAAGGUCUACAUCAACGGGACUUUGAACAACUUUGAUCCCCGCGGGGAAGAUUUCUACAACUAUGGGUACUCCAAUUCCAACUUGCUGAUGGGCUCCGAAGGCCAUGAAGGGAAACGCCAUGUCCAUGGCACCUUUGACGAAUUCAUCAUAUGGGAAAAAGUGCUCACCGCCAAUGAGAUCAAGCAGUAUUUCACAGCUGCUAUCGGUGACCAGUCUCUGCUUCCUUCAACAUCUCCCUGGGAAUGGCAAACAACGGCCACACUUCCCGUGCUUUCCGUAAAUGCCUACCAAUCCAUCAUAAUUAAUCUCACAGAGGGAAAACGUAGUGUCCAUGACCCCUAUGUCGUGUUGGACUACCUGAAAAACCUUUCAAGCGCCAUGCCUAAUGAAUCUCUCACAGCAAAUACGGCCUACAAUCUUACUGAGGUUUUCUUUAAAGUGGUGGAAGGCGUUCUUAAGAUACCUGUUUGGAACAGCAUGAGCCAGGCGGCGUACUUUGCCGGAGGGCUGGUGUCCACCAUUGACAGUGUGACAUGGCACAUCACACACAACCUGGGAGGAAGCCCUUCAACCAUCACAGUCCAAGGCAGUUCACCUGUGGCAGAUUAUUCCCUGGUUAAAAUGCCUCCCCAGCUCCCAGAUGUCCCGCAGUAUCGUUUCCCAUUACAAGGACAAAGUUAUAUUUCUAUACCUGGAGAAGCAUUCCAAUAUUCAGCAUGGAUUACAAUUGUGGGUCUCUUCUACCAUUCCUUGCAUCAGUAUUUCCAUAGCAUCAAACCAGUGGACACCAAAAUUCCUGAAGCUGCUGCCUGCAAGGAGUGUACAAUUUUUGCUACGAGCUAUCUUAUCUCCUUGACAAUGGAGCCAUCCCCAACUCUGUCUCACAAUCUGUCAAGUUCUCCCCUCAUCACCAUCCAUAUGAAGCAUCAACUGACGCCCCUCCAGUACAGUCAAGCCAUGAACCAAAGUAAUCAAGUGAGACUGUAUUGUGCCUUCCUGGAUUACCGAAACGGAAGCGGUGUCUGGUCCAACCAAGGCUGUGUGCGUGACGGAGGUGACCUCAAUUAUUCCACCUGCCUCUGCAACCAUCUCACCAAUUUUGCCAUUUUGAUGCAAGUGGUGCCACUAACGCUAACCAUCGGUCACAAGAUGGCAUUGUCUUCUAUCAGUUACGUAGGAUGCUCCAUUUCCAUCUUCUGCUUGACUAUCACGCUGGUCACGUUUGCAAUUCUGUCCUCCGUCAGUACCAUCCACAACCAGCGUUAUCACAUCCAUGCCAAUCUUUCCUUUGCUGUCUUGGUGGCUCAGAUCUUGCUCCUUACCAGCUUCCAGUUUGAACCCGGGAUGGUGCCCUGCAAAAUCCUGGCGAUUCUCCUUCACUUCUUCUUCUUGAGCACUUUCGCAUGGAUGCUGGUGGAAGGCUUCCAUCUCUACAGCAUGGUGAUCAAAGUCUUUGGCUCGGAAGAGAACAAGCUCUUAUACUACUAUGGCAUUGGAUGGGGCUGCCCAUUCCUGAUCUGUGUCAUUUCCGCAACGACAUCUGUGGAAAGCUAUGGAGAAGUCAACAACUGUUGGCUGUCAUUGGAGAGCGGUGCCAUCUGGGCUUUUGUGGCCCCAGCUCUGUUCAUCAUUGUGGUUAAUAUCUGCAUCCUUAUUGCCGUGACCAGAGUAAUUUCGAGAAUAAGUGCUGAAAAUUAUAAGGUCCAUGGAGAGGCUAAUGCCUUAAAAUUGACAGCUAAGGCAGUUGCUGUUCUCCUGCCUAUCUUGGGAAGUUCAUGGAUCUUUGGCAUCCUGGCGGUGAAUGAACGAGCUUUGGUGUUCCAGUACAUGUUUGCAAUAUUUAACUCAUUGCAGGGUUUUUUCAUCUUUCUCUUUCAUUGCCUCCUGAACUCAGAGGUCAGAGCUGCCUUUAAGCACAAAACGAAGGUGUGGUCACUAACCAGCAGCUCCAUCCGCAACAUCAAUGUGAAAGCUUUCAAUUCUGACAUUAUAACUGUGACCAAGCCCGCAACAACGCCAACCAAAGUCAACACUAAUGACAAAAGCAGUCAUUCUGGCAACAAGAUCGAUCUUUCCGCCGUCUGACAUCGGCCCCUGUUGGCCCUUCCUUCUGAGACCCAGGCAGACCACACCCUCAGGAUCUUCGAUUUGUUGCCUGACUACCUAUUACUCUCUGAGAAUUUGUUCCCGUAGGAAGCACCUCUUUACUUCCUUCCAGCUAAAUUGAGGAGGGGCAGAAUUGCCCAUUGGACUGAAUCCAUACUUUCAGAUUUUCUGGGCUUGGUGUGACCUCUUUUUGGCUGGGAAGACUAGAUAUAGAAUAGCCAAGGGACAUUUUACACUGGAUGGUCAUCUAAGCACUGGCAGGGAUGAAGCUGAGGAAGAUGGGUGGGGAAGCCCCAAAGGUGCUUUUUCAAGAGGCAGCUGGACUUUCUUUGAAGACGUUUCAUUUCUCAUCCAAGAAGCUUCUACAGCUGUGACCGACUGGUGCACUCCGAUGUUGGUGGUACACUUGUCUGCCCCAAGGAUAAAAUACCCAGACACAAACUGAGCAACGUUGUAUAUGCACUAUAAUGCAAUGAGCCUUGUACAGAUCUGUACAUUGGGGAAACAAAACAGCCACUUCAUAAACGCAUGGCUCAACAUAGGAGAAACAAACCCAUCAGGACUAGAUUCAGCCGUCCACCUUUAUUUAAAAGACAAAUGCCAUUAUUUUGAAGUCCACAUUUUGGAUGGAGAGGACCACUAGUUUGAAUGAGGGGUCAAAGAGACCAUCUGUGUCAAAAUUGGCAGCCCUCUCUUAACAGAGGGGGAGGGAGGCAACAUCA